AUGGAGUCCUAUAAUGUGCCGGAGGUGGAUAUGAUGAUGGUGUCCAAGAACUCGCAAUACGAGCGGGAGUCGCUUCUAAAGUUUGCACCUCCCGUUGGACUGACCAACAUCAGCUAUGGCGGGAUGUACAAGGUGGACUCGUUCUAUCUGGAGUGCCAAAAGUACCGGGACCAGUUCCGCGACCCCUACAACAAGCUGCUCCGUCCCAAGAUGUUCAGCACAUAUAGGGGCAAGUGCGGCAUUAAGAUAGAUCCCGAACUGGAGCGCCUGAAGCGACCCGCUGCCUCGCAUGUGGAGUCCAUUCCGGUGGUCUAUCCGAUGGAGUACGGGCGGAAGAUGGACUUCGACAGGGGCUUUCAGAUGGAGGGACGCAACAGCAGGGAGUCGGCCAUCGCCCGCAGGUAUCCGUGUGUGCGUGUGCUGGGCAAGUAA
This is a messenger RNA of Drosophila suzukii, 432 nucleotides long. RefSeq lists its product as uncharacterized. The record is from RefSeq and is a predicted model, not a curated record. Lineage: Eukaryota; Metazoa; Arthropoda; Insecta; Diptera; Drosophilidae.